Molecule: messenger RNA, 4021 nt
Organism: Oldenlandia corymbosa var. corymbosa
Lineage: Eukaryota; Viridiplantae; Streptophyta; Magnoliopsida; Gentianales; Rubiaceae
Source: the annotation of a GenBank genome assembly
AAAAAAGAGCAGAGUUUGUUUCUGCCACGAGUGCAGAUCCUUCGGCGUCUUCCUAUAAAAAGUUGGGGACUAAACUAAUCUGAAAAGCUCAAAUAAGCUCAGAGCAGAUUUUAAAAACCAACAAAAUAAAAAAAUAAAAAAAAAGAAAAGAAGAAAACAGGGGAAGGAGUGUUUUGAGUUUUAUGGUCAGAAAUGGAGAACCAAAUCUCCGGCACCGGCACCUCCUCCUCCUCUUUCUCUUCUCUCAGGACAUAUUUUCAGGCGGUUUCCGACACGCCGUACCGACUUGGCCGGCGAGCUUGGUCCAUUUCGACGUCAUUUGAGGAAACCAGCAGGGUGAAAUCCCGGUCUGGUUCCGACAUGAAAAGGACCCUCCGGUGGUACGACCUCGUCGGGCUUGGGAUCGGCGGCAUGGUCGGCGCCGGAGUUUUCGUCACCAGCGGCACCGCCAGCCAUUCAUAUGCGGGCCCGGCUGUUGUUCUUUCCUACGCCAUUGCCGGACUCUGUGCACUCCUCUCUGCUUUCUGCUACACUGAAUUUGCCGUUGACAUGCCCGUUGCCGGCGGCGCCUUCAGUUACAUCCGCGUCACUUUCGGUGAGUUUCUUGCCUUUCUGACGGGAGCUAAUUUGAUCAUAGACUACGUGUUGUCAAAUGCAGCGGUGGCAAGAAGUUUCACCACUUAUUUUGCCACCGCUAUGGGCAUUUCUACCAAAUUACGAUUUACCAUCGAUGGAUUACCCAACGGUUUCAAUGAAAUCGAUUUUUUAGCCGUCGCCCUGGUCUUGAUUCUUACCCUUGUCAUCUGCUACAGCACAAGAGAGAGCUCGUGGUUGAACAUGGUGUUAACGGCGUUACACAUAAUGUUCAUCCUGUUCAUAAUAGUGAUGGGAUUUUGGAAGGGAAAGUGGAAGAAUCUAACGGAGGCCAGCGACCCGGAAUUCGCAGACGGGUUUUUCCCAUACGGAGCAUCCGGGGUGUUCAACGGAGCAGCCAUGGUGUACCUGAGCUAUAUCGGGUAUGACGCCGUUUCAACAAUGGCGGAAGAAGUAAAAAAUCCGGUUAAGGAUAUCCCAGUUGGAGUCUCGGGAUCCGUGAUUCUGGUGACGGUUCUGUACUGCCUCAUGGCUGCCUCCAUGUCCAUGCUCUUGCCUUAUGACAUGAUUGAUCCCGAGGCGCCGUUUUCAGGGGCAUUUAGAGGAGGAUCCGACGGGUGGAAAUGGGUCUCGAAUGUGAUUGGUGUGGGGGCCAGCUUCGGGAUACUGACGUCACUGUUGGUGGCCAUGUUGGGUCAAGCCAGAUAUAUGUGCGUGAUCGGACGGUCCAGAGUUGUUCCUGAAUGGUUCGCUAAGGUUCAUGCUAGGACUUCCACCCCUGUCAACGCCUCUGCUUUCCUUGGUAUAUUUGAUAAUAUUUCAUUCUCAUUUUAUCUUCUUUUUUCUCCAAAAAAAAUAAAAAAUACUACCUCCGUCCAAAAAAAAGAAAUUAGUACACAUAGAGUUUUCAAAUUUGUACUAAAAAUUGUACAAAACUCAAAAUUCAAUGUGGACUAUUUUUGUGGUUUUUUUUUUUUUUUGUUGUUCUUCUUCAUCCACUGCUCAAUAUAAUUUGGAAUUAAGUGAUGGUUUUUGAACGUCAAGUUAUGCCGUUACUGAACUGGGCUCCACUCAGCAACCGUUUCAGUUAAUGUGGAUUUGGGGGGUGUGUUCGUGAAUACUCCAUAUUGGUAUAUUAUAUCAUAAAUAUGGAGGGGGAUCGAUUAAUCCGAUGUUGUUUGGUCAUUUAUUAAUGCUCGAAAUUUCUUGUCGGUCCUGAGCUUAUUUUUUGCCGUGGUGAUUUGAUUACUUUUGAUGUUUUUUUUUUUUGUUUUUUAGCAGUAGUUUGUUGAUGUGAAAUUGAUGGGAUUAUCCUUUCUUCUUUCUUUUGCGGUUUUAAUGCGGGAGUUGGGCUCUUCUAUUAUCAGUUCUAUCACUUGAGACACUUUUAUCGUUUUUGGAGUUUAUCGAUAAUGCUAGAUCUCAUCUGGCCCAGUUUUCGCUUUCUGAAAGGUUUGAUUUAAUUGAUUUUGUGGAUGGCAGCUUCUGCCCAUUUUUCGACUAAAUGAAAUUUUAUCAAAUGCUACUUUCUUUGGGUCCCAAAAUAAAUGAUCUUCGACUUAAAGAAUGAUAUUGGGUCGUCAAAGCUUAAAUUAGUUAACUCUGCAUUCCUUCGCAAGUUGUUAUGAAUUUGGAGUAUUUCUUUUCCUUUUUGAAAACAGUGAAGUCUGUCUUAUACUAAUGAUUCCUUUCUGUCUUAUAAACUCGUUAUAUAUAUAUAUAUAUAUAUAUAUAUAUAUAUAUAUAUAUAUAUUGACUAGUUGAAGGGAAUAUGGAUCAUUCUAGGUUCUUCAGAUUUUGAUCAUAAUGGAAUAAGAGAAAGGGAUAUGAUUCUCAGAAUCUCGAAGACUACUUCCACAUUUGUCUGAAUUUAAGAUUUGAAAUUAUAGUUCAUAAAAAUCAGUUCUUGAUGGCUUUGAAUUGACAUUUUGACUCCACCAUGGAAGGAAAAUGAUACCAUUUUAGCAUAUCAAUGGUUUAUGCUUUUGCUAUCUGCUUUUGUAAAAAUGUCUACCACUAACAACUUUGGGGUAUUAUUUGACAUUUUUUUUCAGGGAUCUUUACAGCUUCCAUUGCCCUUUUCACUGAUUUGAACAUUUUGCUGAACCUAGUCUCAAUUGGCACUCUGUUUGUGUUCUACAUGGUUGCAAACGCUGUCAUCUACCGGCGUUAUGUGUCCAUCGGAACGACAAAUCCAUGGCCAACUCUUUCAUUCCUGAUUUGCUUUUCACUCACAUCCAUCAUAUUUACUGCAAUAUGGCAUUUGGCUCCACAAGGGAAGCCUAAGGCCUUCAUUCUAGGUGCCUGCACUGUUAUUGCUGUUGGAGUACUCCAAUUGUUCCAUUACAUGGUUCCACAAGCCAGAAAGCCUGAGUUUUGGGGUGUCCCUUUAAUGCCAUGGAUUCCAUCCAUAUCCAUCUUCCUUAACAUAUUCCUAUUGGGUUCUCUUGAUCGGCCGUCUUAUGUCCGAUUCGCCUUCUUUUCGGCCCUCGCCGUGCUCGUAUACGUUCUGUACAGUGUCCAUGCAAGCUUUGAUGCUGAGGGAGAUGGAAAACGUCUAAGCAAUAGCAGCUCAGAAUAUGGUGAGACAGUGAAGGCAUCCUAUGAAACAGAGGACCACAAAGUUGAAGUAUAACAAUUUCUUUAUUGUGGUUGUCCCUUGUUAAUCUAUAGUGACUUAACAACUUUUUGUUGGAAGUAAAUGGAUAACAGAACAAAAAACUGAAAAAGGGGGGAAGAAGGAAAAUAGGUAGAGAUAGGAUGGGGGAAUAGGCUGCCGAGAACAGUAGUAGUAGAUGCAAGUUGUGUAUAGUUGGAAUUUAGUAGGAAGAAAAUGUGAUCAAUAUUAGGUCAACUGACUAGCUACCUUCUUUUCAUGUAGUUUUGACAUCCAUCCAACAAGAAAUCAAUGAAUGGAAGCAUCAAACUUUUUGCAUCACUCACAUCAGAUCAAAACUUACCAAUCAACAUUUACAUUUUUUUUUUUGGGUACUGAUUAAUGAGAAGCUUAUGGAUAAUAAUAACAUCUCAUUCAAGCAAACUUUUAUUACUUGCUUGAAUUUUCUUCUAUUCUACCUUCAUUUUCAAUCCAAGUCAAUUUGUAAAGAGAUGAAAGAACGUAUAGUAGUCGCCUUAUGGUUGACAUUAUCAAGUUUCUUGAUGUAUACAUAUACAUGACAAACUGUCACGUUUUGGCAUAUUUUUUACACUACUUUCUCCGUCCCAAAAUAUUAUUACGUUACAAUGUCAAUACAGUGAUUCAUUCAUGAUGCAAGACCAUUACAAGUUACAAAUAAUUGAAAGGGAAUAAAAGGUGAAGAAGAGAAUGGAAUCAUGCAUCAAAGCACCAAAAAGACUGGACCAGUGGGCUUAUCUUCUUUAUUUUUGGAGCUGAAGGGACGGUGAUUCCUUGACGACAAUGGAAGUG